Messenger RNA from Photinus pyralis (common eastern firefly), 2320 nucleotides. Its product is annotated as nose resistant to fluoxetine protein 6-like. The record is from RefSeq and is a predicted model, not a curated record. The coding region runs from base 16 to 2208 and encodes 730 amino acids. Gene Ontology annotation, molecular function: acyltransferase activity, transferring groups other than amino-acyl groups. The transcript is spliced from 14 exons. NCBI's taxonomy places the organism in Eukaryota, Metazoa, Arthropoda, Insecta, Coleoptera, Lampyridae.
AAUCCUCUUUAAAAAAUGACUCCUUUCAUAGUAUUCGUUUUGUUUCUUUUCGAUUUUGGAUAUAGUUUUGUUCACGAAAAUGUGAUUGUGAACGAACAGUGCAAUAGCGGAUUUCAUCCCUCGGAUAAUCUCAUCAUAUCGACGACGAGAUUGCGAAAUUACACAUCCACAGCUACGGCACGAACAAAUUCGAAGCGAGAUGGAGUGCCCAUUGCCCAUAUUGAAGCACCGAUUAUAAAGUUAUGGAAAAGGUUUCAAUUGUAUUUCCUGUCCAACAACAGUUUAUUAAGUACAUCCUGUCAAAACGCAACAAACAAAUUCCAGAAAGGCUUGAAAAGAAACGAAUACUGGGCUUUUAAGAUGCUUGAUGCGACAGCCAAAUUGCCUUCGGGAAUUCUAAGCGGCAACGUUAACCAAUUUGGCGAUUAUGACGGUUGCUUAUCGGUGGUCGAGGCUCAGUAUUGCUUGGCGGAGCUGAACUUGGACUCAGUAUGGAGUGAACACUACGUGCAGUACAAGAAUUUGGCUCACUCGUAUUAUCCCUUCAAAGGUACCUUCGAAGAUCCACAACAUCGCGUCCCUGACUUUACGACAAUCAAAUGGGGAAUUUGCAUUCCAUCGGAGUGUACUGCAAAGGAAUUGGAGGUAUCUCUAAAAACGGAAUUCGGGAUAAAGGCAAAAGUUCGUGAAAACAUGUGCAGGAGAGCAAAUCAAGGUUCUCGGCCGCUAAGUUUCGGAGACUACGUUGCAAGGGCGUUUUUUAUGACAUUACUGCUGGUUGUUAUAGUUUCUACCUUAUUGGCGAACAACCAGGAAAUCUUGAGCAACAAUGAAGGUAAAUUUAUGCGAAUACUUUUCAGUUUUGCUUUACAAAGUAAUUGGAAGAGACUAAAACAUAUUUCCAAUGGUGACGAGACUAUAAAUGUGAAUAAUAACAAUAAUAACUGCACAAAAUAUGCAAAGAAGGAAGAUGGCGAAAUAAAAGCAGUACACGGAAUACGUGCCAUAAGUGCAAUAGCUUUACUAAUGUGCCAUAAAUCGCUGGCUUUAAUGUAUAAUCCAUACAUUAAUAGAACGGCUACAAUUGAGGUUUUUAGUCAACAGUGGACUGUCAUAGGACGAACUGCAAUUGUAUAUACGGACUGCUUUAUGUUGAUAAGCGGUUUGCUGACCACCCAUUCUGUACUAAAGGAUUUACAACUACACGGUUCCUUGAGAUUUUUAGAUAGACUACGUAAUAGGAUUUUCAGAUUACUACCCAAUAUCGUAACAUUAAUAUUGUUUUGUACGUAUAUCUUACCGAGAACGAACUCUGGUCCCCUUUGGCCUAUGGUAGUCGAACAUCACUCAGAAUUAUGCAAGCAGCACAUGUGGAAAAAUUUUCUGUUCAUCCAUAACUAUUUUGGUUUUGAAAAUAUGUGUCUGACGCAUACACAUCAAGUUGGAAUUGAUAUGCAAUUAUUUGUGUUUUCGUACAUACUGGCUCUCUGUUGCUAUAACAGAAAAUGGGGAUUUUUUGUCACCGGUGUGAUAUGGACAUCAUCGGCGAUACUGCGAUAUGUGGCUACCGUGAAGUAUGGUCUAAGUCAUAUGAUCUACUUUGGCAUACCAAUACAGAAGAUGUUUGAUACGGCAAAUAUGUCUUAUAUUUUACCAACGCACAGAGCAACAAUUUACACAACUGGAAUUUUUAUGGCGUAUACUCUUAAAUACAAUUUUAAUCUGAGCAAGGCACAAGUAAUAUUUGGAUGGAGCAUAGCUGUAAUAAGUAUGUUGUUAGCAGUAAUGGGUCCUUUUCAAAUGAUCGACAAGGAAUAUGUGUAUAAUAGUAGACAUGCAGCUUUGUUUGGGGUCGUAUCUCCAAUGUUAUGCGGCGUAUGUCUUUCAUGGGUUAUUUACGCAGCAAAUAAUGGAUACGCAGGUUGGAUUGGAGAUUUUCUGCAUUGGAAAGGUUUUAGAUACUUUACAAAGAUAUCCUACAGUUUUUACCUGAUACAAUUUCCGGUAUUUUUUUAUAACGUUGGAAUUCAAAAGGCAGCAAGUGAAUUUACGUCGCAUGAACUACUUCAUUUCACAGAAACAACUGCCACAAUAUUAAUUUCAAUAGCGCUUACGGUUUGUGUUGAAAUGCCAUUCCAGAACAUAGAAAAGAUAAUUUUCCACUCAAGGAGUAGUAAAGACAAAAAACCGCCAAGUGCUCAUAAAUAAAAAUUCAAUAUAGAUACUUAAGUAUUUAUUAUUUAUAAAUAGGAACAAUUUCAUAAAUUAACAUAAAUAAAUCAUUGAAAAGCUAUAAUUUCGUUAUGUGUUUAGUAUUUAA